AUAAAGUUAUGGUGCUGGGAGAGCUAUCCAUAGACAGCACCCAGCAUGGCAGGCUAUGUGUACACCCCAUAUAAUGCCUACCAGGGCUAUGGGGCAGGAUUCGGUCAGGCACAGCCCCCAGCCAAGUUUAAGCAGGCGGGCUGGAAAUCAGUAAAGUCCCUGGACCCGGCCGACUACCUGGAUAACUUCCAGCGGGCCCAGCUAAAGGCCAUCCUGUCCCAGGUGAACCCCAACCUCACCCCGCGGCUCCGCAAGGCCAACACCAAGGAGGUGGGGGUGCAGGUGAACCCGCGGGUAGAGACUGGGGUGCAGUGCUCCCUGGGGCCCCGCACCCUCCGCCGGCCUGCCCCCCCUCUCAGCCCGGCCAGGGCCCCCCCGGCUCCCCUGCACUUUACCCGCCCUGUGGCGGUCUACUCCCCGGUGUUAGACCGCAGGGUGUUCCCGGCUCCUCCUGGAGGCCGACCAGCCAGGAAGGAGCCUCCACCUCCAGGGAGCGCCGCGCCAGGCCAGCCCCCGGCUCCACACCCAGGCAAGGCCCCGGACAAAGAGCCUGAGCCAGCCCGGCCCCAGGAGCAGACACCAGGUGGGAGCCAGGAGACCGGCAAGGUGGAAAUCCUGGACAAAGAGAACCAGGAGGAGCAGAAACAGUCCACCUUCCAGGUAAUGGGAGAGGCAGGGGGAUGGAUGGGGAAAUAGGCAGGGGGAUUGGGGAAUGCAGGGGAGGGAGGAAUUAGGUAAGGGGGAGGCAGGGUGAUUGGGGGGGGGUGGGGAGGAGGAAAUAAGGCAAUGGGGGAAUAAGGCGAGGGGGCGGUAGGGUAAUGUCCAAAAAUUGGAUACCAAGGUUGUAGGACACUGGGUUGGUUCAGUGUCAUGUCUUGGGGUUGAGCAUCAUGGGAUGUGUACUCCACAACUGGUGGAGUGCUUAAGGUUUGAUAUGACUAGGGCAGUGUGCCUAGAAUUGCCUAAAUGGCCAGAUACAUGAAGAGCUUGGUCAAGAGCUAGCACUUUAAAUAAACAAUCCAGGUAGGGGUUCAUCCCAUGGCAAAUGGUUUAAUCACUCCUAAUUGGCCUCCCUAGAAACUGUACUGCCUCGAUACAAGUCUGUAAUGAAUGCUGUCGCAAGGGUGAUCUCUCUCGUUGCUCCACACACCUUGGUCCUCUGCUAAUCCUUUCAUUGCCUUCCUGUAUCCUUUAGGAGUCAACUCAAAAUACCAAUCCUUGCCUAUAAAGCUCUAAACAUCUCUAGUCCCGUUACACUUUACCUAUUCGUAGGUAUGCCCCUUCUUGGUCUCUCCGUUCUGUUGAUGACUUUUCCUUGUCAGCUGCCCACGCUUGUAGGACUUCUCGAGUAGCUCCUUUCCUCUGGACCAGCCUGCCUUUUUCCAUUACUCUCCCCUAGUCUUUAAUCAUUUAAGUCCCUCAAAAUCCAUCUCUUCAGGAAAGCUUAUGAGUAACUAUUUCACAAACCUGUCUCUUACUAUGAGUGAUCUAAUAACUAUUUUAACUGUUCCGAUUAUAUCGGAUAUGGAUGUUUAAAAUUUGUUAUACUGAUGCUGAGACUUCAGAACCAAAAUCUCACAUACUUUGUUGUAUAUCUGUCCCUAUGUUUAACAUGUCUUGUAUUUAUGCUUUCAAUGCAAAUGGGACCUGAGUCCCUAUGAUUUGGUAUAUCUUUUUUUUCACCAAAAUAAAAUAACAGAUUUACAAAAACUGGCAUCUUAAACUAUGAUAACUUGAUGCCACUAAAGUGCCCAGUGGGACCCAGUUUAAUGUCAAACUGCCAAGGGUUUGACAGCAUUAUGCUGGAAUUUUAUUGGGGCACUUCCGAUACAUAAUCACUAUGGUGGGUUUUGUUCAAGUGCUUUAGUUUUGUUCAAUUUCCAGAUCAAUUUUAUUUUUGUUCUCUAAAUUACCACUAAUAGCUCUUCAGUGCUCUAAAAUGAAGACUUGUAAUCCAUCCCCUUCUCUCCUUAGUUCCUUGAACAAAAAUAUGGCUACUUUCAUUGCAAGGAAUGCAAGACUCGAUGGGAGAGCGCUUAUGUGUGGUGUGUCUCCGGAAGUAACAAAGUGAGUAGAAUUGUUUGAACGAAGUUAAAUUUGUGGUAUUUUAUUUAAUCUUUGUAAAUUUAGCCUGGUGUAAGUAUUAAUGACAAGGGCAGUUAUACCAUAGACCAGGGGUAGGCAACCUUUGGAACUUCAGAUGUUUUGGACUACACCUCCCUUGAUGUUUUGCCAGCAUUAUGGGGAUGUAGUCCACAUCUGCAGUACUGAAGGUUGCCUAUGCCUGCCAUAGACCGUUGAAAGUAUUGAAAUACAUUAAUUCUUUGUUCCUAUUACAUGUACAUAUUACACUCUUGUAGGCUGGUGCUAGACUUCAAAGUCCAUGGCAUUUAAGGUCACAAACUACUCAAUUUGACCUGCAAAGCUUAUUCCAUUAAUCUGUAAGCUGGAAAUGAACAUGCUGUAGUGUAAGGUCUCCAGCAUUCAAGAAUUGACCCGUAUCUUGCCUUUCGUGCAUACAUUUAUUUAUUUUUUUUGUCCAUGGUUUUGGUGAGAAACAUAAACAUUUAUUUUUAAAUCUAGUCUUUAUCUUUGCAUUUGUCUAAACUUGCGCUUCUCUUCCAGGUUUAUUUUAAACAACUUUGCCGCAAAUGCCAAAAAGGAUUCAAUCCCUACAGAGUUGAAGAAAUUCAAUGCCAGGUUAGUUGUGCUGGGUACCUUGUCCCAGACCACCUUAUGUGUUAACUGAGUGAUUUAUAAAGCUAUCAUGUGAAAGAUCCUAAAACUGAACGUUGGACACUUCAAGCACCAUAAGCCUGCCUCUUUAGCCACACCCCCUCAUUCCAGAAAAGGGCUUCCUUAUCAAAAAGGUAUGCACUCUCAGCCAUUGACAGAUCUGAACUACAAAACAAACCUGUAUUAGGGAGACCUAUAUUACUGGUUUUAUAGUAUAUAACCAAACCAGGGAAUGUAACUGUUAAUUUAUGAAAGUGCCAAGUUCUAUUAAAAUCACCACAUUUUGUAAAUGGAGAGCACUCUUCACACUUAAAGCAAGUCAUCAAGCUGGCCCUUUAACUAGCUUCACUAAUGGCAUUUGGCUGCAUUGCCAUAGCUUAAUUAAUAUACAUGCAUAGUCUUGGUGAACCCUUGCACACACUGGCAAUUCUUAUUUUAGACUUAAUACUCCAUGCUUCACUGUAAUUGCCAACUUUAUUUUUUAAAGUAGCCUGGUCCCUAUUAGUUUAGUGCCUUCUGUAUUUUUUUAAUCUCAUUGGUUUGGUUAUAGUGCAUACUGUCCUUCAGGACUGAUAUACUACCAGAAGGCAAUCUACAACACAAAAAUAAUAGAAACGGACAUAGAAUAGUAACGUAGUGUAUUGGGAAUUUAUAGGAAUAGGUAAUUACACUCACAGACCCAAUUUGAUUGCAGGCAUAUCAAAAAUAACGAUGUGUAUAUACUUCUCGAUUGGAACGUCAAUCCCAUACAUAGGAGGAAGAAUAAAAAAAUAGUGCAGAGUAUCUUCAGUAAAAUUAACAAGAUUUAUUACAAGAUACACUUACAAGAAAGAUGUAUCAAAAAGGCACAUCAAACUCAGCUGAAGCUGCAACCCAGUCUCAGGAUCAGAAGAGCAGAAAAACCAAAUAAAAAUACACUUAAAAACUAUAAAAAAUACUCAGCAUAUAAGAAACAGUAUAUCAGUCCUGAAGGACAGUAUGCACUAUAACCAAACCAAUGAGAUUAAAAAAAACUGAGGUUUACAGAGGAUUGGAUGCCCCUGAUGAAGUUCAUUUUAUGAACGAAACGCGUAGGGCUUGUUUCUUACAUGCUGAGUAUUUUUUAUAGUUUUUAAGUGUAUUUUUAUUUGGUUUUUCUGCUCUUCUGAUCCUGAGACUGGGUUGCAGCUUCAGCUGAGUUUGAUGUGCCUUUUUGAUACAUCUUGUAAGUGUAUCUUGUAAUAAAUCUUGUUAAUUUUACUGAAGAUACUCUGCACUUUUUAUUCUUCCUCCUAUGUAUGGGAUUGACGUUCCACCAAUCGAGAAGUAUAUACACAUCGUUAUUUUUGAUAUGCCUGCAAUCAAAUUGGGUCUGUGAGUGUAAUUACCUAUUCCUAUAAAUUCCCAAUACACUACGUUACUAUUCUAUGUCCGUUUCUAUUUUUGUGUUGUAGAUUGCCUUCUGGUAGUAUAUCAAUAUUGUUUUAAGGACAUAAGAGGAGUCCUUUCAUCUACUUCACUACUGACUAAGGGUAAUUUUUGUAUGUUUGUAUUUAUUACCCACUAAGUGUGUCGUCUACCUGCACACAGGUGUUUUUGUAUCUAUAUUAUAUAUUGUAUAUCUGUCCUUCAGGACUCCAGAUGUUUACUAAAUCUUCCCCUGAUGCUUUGAGUCUCAAUCUGGAGUGCCAAAGGUUGACAAAUUCUGCUCUAUAGUAGUUUAUUUAAAAAAACUAUUUGGUCCCCAAAUAUUCAACACUUAUGAAACAGUAUGUUCAAUCUAUAAAAGUGUGCUGGAAAAAUUCAACCCUACCUCUAGUAUGAAUGGACCCUUCAGCCACAUGCACCUCGGCUCAGACAGGGUGCUUCUGUGCAGGGAAGAGCUAAUUUGAUGAAAUAACUAUUUUAAAAGUUUUGACUUGACAAUUGUCUAAUGCUAUUAAAAGUAACCCUGUUAACUUUUUUUUAAUAUAUAGGUAUGUUCAAAAACACGUUGCGCUUGUCCACAAAAGAAAAGGCAUAUAGAUCUCAAAAGACCUCAUCGACAAGAACUGUGUGGUCGAUGCAAAAACAAGAGACUCUCGUGUGACAACACCUAUAGCUUCAAAUAUAUUGUUUGAAGUGGUGCAUCUCUUUGUAGAAUCAUGACUUGGCAUAGACUCUGGCUUUGGACCUGGCAUUGUAGACCGGAUUAAGGAUUUCUGUAUCUGUUGUAAAAUGGCAACACUUUGUAUACACUGUAAAUAAAGCUAUUUAAAAAUAAAAACUUAAAGUAAAUUAACC
Messenger RNA from Pelobates cultripes (western spadefoot toad), 4998 nucleotides. The record is from the annotation of a GenBank genome assembly. NCBI's taxonomy places the organism in Eukaryota, Metazoa, Chordata, Amphibia, Anura, Pelobatidae.